Molecule: messenger RNA, 576 nt
Organism: Brettanomyces nanus
Lineage: Eukaryota; Fungi; Ascomycota; Pichiomycetes; Pichiales; Pichiaceae
Exons: 1
Coding region: 1-576 (191 amino acids)
Biological process (GO): intracellular protein transport; retrograde vesicle-mediated transport, Golgi to endoplasmic reticulum; intra-Golgi vesicle-mediated transport
Cellular component (GO): COPI vesicle coat
Source: RefSeq, a predicted model, not a curated record
AUGCCAAUCAAUACGUCUUUAUAUACGGUAGAAGCGGUGGUGAUCGUCGAUAAUAAGGGUAAAAGACUCUUUGCUAAGUACUACAAGGCACCACAUGAGGAUGCAGUGGAGGAUAUCGUCAUCAACAAGAAGAAACAGCUUCAAUUCGAGAAGGAUCUCUUCGGGAAAACAUUCAAACAGGGUAAUAAUGAAAUAAUCUUGUUCGAUAAUCAUGCCGUGGUCUAUAAUGAGUUCCCAGAUAGCAUACUUUACGUUAUUGGAAGUUUGGGGGAAAACGAAGUGCUCCUAUACAACGUACUACAGGGUCUCUCAGGAGCCUUAGAGAUUGUACUAAAGAACGAGGUUGAUAAAAGAUCGAUCCAGGAAUUCUAUGAUCUUGUCGUUUUAGCUAUAGAUGAAACUAUCGAUGACGGUAUUGUCUUGGAAACAGAUUCUACGGCGAUUGCUGCUAGAGUCACCAAUGCGCCUGCUGAAGAUGUUUCUAACAUAAAGAUUGAUUUAUCUGAAAGAGGUUUUCUGAAUGCAUUCAAAUUUGCCAAAAAGAACCUCUCGGAGCGUCUUCAGCAGGGAUUCUAA